ACACCCCAUAAAAAAUGUUUGGGACUAUCAAUUUUUUUGUGAAAAUGGCUCCAGAAUGGAUCUCGAUUCUGACAAUCCUUGCACUUGGUACAAACAACCUUGGAAGGUCAUUCUGGCUAGAGAAACAUCAGCUGAAGAAGUCGUAAGUAAAUUGGAGAAAACAGCGAUAGUGACAUUGGCCGCAGUGCCAUGGGAAAAGACUCUUAACGACAUCCUAUUCAGCAAUGACGAUUCGCCGGUCGUUUACAAGGAGCCCGUGUCACCGAUUCACCAUCUCCUCCAAGCCAAAGGUACGGUCGAGCUGCCAAAAUCCGAUUGCGGUCAACCGAUUCGCUGGUGCACAGUGAACAAGCAAGAGCUGAUCAAGUGCAAUUGGACAGCCGCGGCGGCUCGGAGCUUGGGAAUACAACCGGACAUCUCGUGCAUGAUGGCUUUGUCACCCUUCGAGUGCUUCGAUUGGAUAGCCAACAACGACACUGACAUCAUGGCCGUGGACUCGAACUACGGACUUUUGGCCCGAAAUUUGGUGUCUGUAUUCGCAGAAGUUGAUCUGUCGUUUCCAGAUGGAUUUUUAAUUGGAUGUUCAACAAGUGCCUAUCAAAUAGAAGGGGCAUGGAAUAUAUCAGAUAAAGGAGAAAAUGCUUGGGAUAGAUUUACUCACAGUAAACCGUGGAAAAUCGUAGAUAAUUCCAGUGGCGAUGUUGCUUGUGACUCAUACCAUAAGUAUAAAGAAGAUGUCGAAGCAUUAAAAAAAUUAGGUAUGGACUUUUACCGAUUUUCCUUAAGCUGGACCAGAAUACUACCAACUGGUCAUUCAAAUGUUGUCAGUGAAGAUGGCAUAGAAUAUUACAACAACUUAAUUAAUGAAUUGUUGAAACAUAACAUCACGCCAUUUGUUACGAUUUACCAUUGGGAUCACCCCCAAAAGUUUCAAGACAUGGGUGGCUGGUCCAAUGAAGCUAUGGUCAAUUGGUUUGGUGAUUAUGCUAGAGUUGUGUUUCGGGCGUUUGGUGAUAGAGUUAAAAUUUUUUCUACCAUAAAUGAGCCACACGAUGUUUGCAGACAAGAUAUAUUGCACAAAGGAUCAUUUUCACUUGCACUUGGUGCUACAAAUAAUAAAAAUGUUUACUCUACAGAAACAGAAUAUCUUUGCACUCACAACAUCAUUAAAGCUCAUGCUAGAGCAUACCACAUUUACAACGAAGAAUUUAGGUCGAAACAAAAUGGACACAUAGGAAUAGUGUUGAACACAUUUUACUUUUAUCCCGUGCACAAAAGUGACUCGAUCUCUGAUGAAGUAGCUUUCCAAUUCGCAUUCGAUAGAUAUGCUCAUCCAAUUUAUUCACGAGACGGUGAUUAUCCACCUCUUGUCAAACAAAGAGUCGCGGAAAAUAGUAAAUUUGAGGGAUUAGAACGAUCGAGGUUGCCAACUUUUUCAAAAAAAUGGAUUAAGUACAUUAAAGGAACAUUUGAUUUCUUGGGGGUAAAUCAUUAUACUAGUCGCUUAGUAGAGCCGGCUCCAAGAAUAAAUUAUACUAUUUACCCAAACGAUGAUGGAAUAAUAUACAGUAAAGAUCCUGCAUGGCCUAAUACCCCAAGUUCUUGGCUUCAAGUUGUACCAGAAGGAUUAGAAGAUACUUUGAUCAAAAUAAAAAACAAAUACGGAAAUGUAGCGGUGUAUGUUACUGAAAAUGGAAUAUCUGAUAAUGGAAUAUUGGAAGAUUAUCAACGAAUUGAAUAUCAUUAUUUGUACAUGGCAAGUAUGUUUAAAGCAAUAAAAAAUCAUGGAUGUAAUGUUAAAGGUUACUCAGUCUGGAGUCUCUUAGAUAAUUUUGAAUGGAAAGUUGGUUAUACUGAACGGUUUGGACUCUUCCAAGUCAAUUUUACUGAUCUGAACAGGACCAGAAUAGCAAAAAAAUCAGUGGAUUGGUUCAAAGACGUGUUAAAAAAUAAAAGAGUGAUGCCACCGCCAACACUAACUAUCUUUGACAAGAUACCUGUGAGAGCACAAAAAAUUGGGUCUUAA
This is a messenger RNA of Copidosoma floridanum, 2026 nucleotides long. RefSeq names its product myrosinase 1-like. Gene Ontology annotation, molecular function: beta-glucosidase activity; metallocarboxypeptidase activity; zinc ion binding. NCBI's taxonomy places the organism in Eukaryota, Metazoa, Arthropoda, Insecta, Hymenoptera, Encyrtidae. Gene Ontology annotation, biological process: proteolysis; carbohydrate metabolic process. The record is from RefSeq and is a predicted model, not a curated record.